AUGAGACGCUACUCCCGGACGACCAUCAUGAAUCCAGAGAAUCCGAAAGAUGUCCCAUCGAGGACUUUCUCAUCGGACUCUCGGACCAGCUUGAUGAUUAAUUUUGUGACCCAAGUUAGAGAAUACGGAUCGAAACGGCCGAAAUGCUUCUGCAAGUACUUUGUAGGCACGGAGAUGCACGCGUUGCAACAGGCCAGCUGUGUAAGUCUUGUUUGUGAAAAGUUUUAUACUAGUUCGGAUUUUCAACCAAAAAACACUACUUUUCGAGGUGUAAGGGCCCUACUUUAAAAGGUCGUAGCGACCUCAGUUUGCACUUUAAAAUGUUGUUAUUUCGUAGACAAAAAUUAAUGUUGCUUAAAAAUACAUAUUCCAAAGAUAAAUUCUCUGCGGCGCUUCCGCCGAAAGUUAUAGCCUGCGAUAUUCCUUCACGUUUCUUGAAAGACCCUGUAUAUGAUUACUUCCUUUUUAUUUCUGACACAUUUUAGGCUCGAGACAUUGGCAGUCAAAUCUUCUGGGCAUCAUUGAUUGUCAUCUUCCUCAUAGUGUCAACAAUUACAACAAAGAUUACAUUCAAAGACUUCCUAGAUGAUCAGCUUCUAACCACUUUUACCAUCAAUCAGGUAAGUCGUAAGACUUUGAGUCACAAUUUGAUAACAAAUUUGGUCUUUACAUAAGCUUUUGGCACCCGCCACAGAGAACACUUCUUUAUUUCUUCUUUUAGGCAGCAAAGCUCGAGUUCCCAGCCGUAAUUAUCUGCCCGAAAAAUCCGGAUGCUCUCGAUAUUCAGCUGGUCUACAGGGAUAUCAAAAAGCAGCUUAAAAACCUCACAGAAGCCCAGAUGAAAGACCUGGUCGGCUUUGCAAUCGCAGACGCCGGCUUUUUGAAUAUGGACAAGUUCGUAAAGAACUUGACCGAUGAAGAGCACGAUCUGAAAAGCGCGAUGCUGCGGAAAUGGCGCGGAAAGAGAAGUCCGGAAAAAUUCUUAAAAACUUUGUUCGAAAAAUACGGGUAUACUUGCGACCAGGUACAAUUUUUUGGUUUGUUGGUUCGUAUAUGCAGAUUUUUUAGCUCUUCAAAAAAUGCAAAUUAGGAGCAGAGAAAGUACCGUGUUGCGACCUUUUCAAGCAACAUUAUGUGAUGCUCAGAGGACGUUGUUUUCGGCUGACAAAGCUGUACCAGACCGACCCAGAUUACCAUGGGCGACUGUAUUUGAAUAUGAGGAAAUUGCCAAGCCCAAUUAUUGAUAGGUCUGGAUAUCAGGUGAGCCUAUAUCGAUUUCGUAUCUUAAUUUCACUAAAUUUUUUAUAGCAUGACUUACCGGUUAAUUCUUGAUAAACUUCCUUGACUUUUCUUUGUCUUGCUUCUAUCAGUUGUCGGGAAAAUAAUGUGGAUUUGUCGCACCAAAAAAGUGUCUCGCAAUGAUUUUAAAGCGCGACGAAUCGCAUUAUUUUCCCGACAGACUGUCAUUAAAUAGGGUCUCACACGGGCGGCUGCAGCUGUCUACAAUGACACAGUUAUGAUCCCAUAUCUAGAGAGAAAAGAAUUUUUGGAAUGAACGGCUUGUUCCAUUAUGUUGCAUAGUCAAAUUACCUAGUAUUAAGCCCAAAAAAAUGUUCUGAAUACUGAAAGUUUCAGCCUCAAGUAAUCGCCUACUUUGCCUCGCCGUAUUCCGAAGUCUCGACGUUUCCCAGAUUCUACUUAAGCUACAAGGCCUACAAUUACAUCAGCGCCUCAACGAAAGCGUACCGUCUUCGACCCGACUUCUCUUCCUGUUUUCCUGGAGAUGAUCGGCGGGGAAAGAGCGCGUGUUAUGUUCGGCGCUGGCUAUACACUAAAUUUAUUAACACACUGAAUUGCACGCCGUUUUACAUGCGCUAUAGGGCGGAAUGGGCUGACAUUUGCGACAUUGGGAAGAUUGCGAAGAUCUACAUGGAUAUCAUUGACAUCACUUUGAAUGGGACUAAGGUAAAAGAAGUAAACUUAAUUUAGCAAGGUACAGGAUGGCUGUCAACGGAGUACAGUUGUCAUCAUCCCUUUUUUUCAGUGCCUACCAGCCUGCACUCGUCUUGACCGAAUGUACAACUUGUAUACAAAGGAAUACAAUGACUGGAAUAUUGAGAAAAAUGUCCCGGAUUUUCGUCUGGAGUUCGGAUACACUGACCUUGAAGUGAGGGCUUUUUCAUUGACGAAAUGGCUUUGUAAUCCUAAAUUAUUUUACAAUUUUUUCAGUACGAAGCUUAUGAAGAAGUUGUUACGACCACUCUUCCCGGUUUCGUCUCUCAAAUCGGCGGUCAACUGAGUUUGUUUUUGGGGAUAACCCUCUUGAGCGCCAUACAGUUUUUGUUGUCAUUUAGCAUGUUUGUCUUCAAAAAGUUCAGAGGAGUCAAAGACAUCAACCUGCAUUCGCAUUUGAGGAGAAAGCGUCGGUGA
Messenger RNA from Bursaphelenchus xylophilus (pine wood nematode), 2430 nucleotides. Lineage: Eukaryota; Metazoa; Nematoda; Chromadorea; Rhabditida; Aphelenchoididae. The record is from the annotation of a GenBank genome assembly.